This is a messenger RNA of Ziziphus jujuba (common jujube), 381 nucleotides long. Its product is annotated as probable acyl-activating enzyme 5, peroxisomal. The transcript has a single exon. Bases 1 to 381 code for a protein of 126 amino acids. Lineage: Eukaryota; Viridiplantae; Streptophyta; Magnoliopsida; Rosales; Rhamnaceae. The record is from RefSeq and is a predicted model, not a curated record.
AUGUGCGGUGCACCUGUGGUGCUCAACAUGCUAUCCAAUUCCCCCGACAACGAACCUCUUAAAAACCCCGUUAACAUCCUCCCUGUCGGAGAUCCACCACCGGCGGCUGUGCUCCCCCGUACGGAAUACCUGGGUUUCGUGGUGAGCCACGGCUACGGGUUGACCGAAACGGCGGGGCUGGGUGUGUCGUGCGCAUGGAAACCAGAGUGGAAGGCCAGGCAAGUGGUGAGGCUAGCGGGUAUGACCCGGAUCGACGUGUUGGAUCCGAACACGGGUAAGAGCAUGAAGCGGGACGGGUCAACGUUGGUUGAGAUAGUACUGAGAGGACCUGAAAGAUCUGAUUGGAAUGGCGACGUGCAUGAAGGACGUGUUGAAAUAUAA